Zophobas morio is the source of this 1348-nucleotide messenger RNA. RefSeq lists its product as uncharacterized. Bases 288 to 1148 code for a protein of 286 amino acids. NCBI's taxonomy places the organism in Eukaryota, Metazoa, Arthropoda, Insecta, Coleoptera, Tenebrionidae. The transcript is spliced from 9 exons. The record is from RefSeq and is a predicted model, not a curated record.
UUAUAACUAGUUACAGAUGUAGAAAGUUCUGCAAGUAACCAUUUUAUAUUUUAGAAUAGUGCAAUUGUAUUUUGCUUUGUGGUAACACUGAUGUGACGUCAUAUUAUGCAAUAUUGUGUUUUACCCACGUCACAUCAUAGCGUCACAUUUACGACGAAACCCCCUCCCUCGUACCUUAAUCAAGGAAAAAUAUUUUUAUAGUGAUAACAUUGCUGACAUAAAAAGUUCUACAAGUGAGUGUGGUUGUUCUAUGGCUAGAGAUUGACUCCAUUUUGUGUGUUUACAAGAUGUCGCUCUUCAACUCAAGAUUUCAACAAGCUGCUAAUGAUUUAGCAAACUCUGAUGAUGAAGUGCUUCAGAGCGCAGGAAUGAUGGCCCUGAUGCGUUUAGAAACGCUACAGCGACGAAUGAAGGGAUUAAAUAAUUAUUUUAAUAAAGGAAGAGCACUGACACCCUUACCGCAGAUGUAUCCAAAUCCACUUUUACCUUGUUUUCCAGCAAAUGCAUUCCCCACUCCCUGGUGGCAGCAACCGUCAGGUUUCACUUUUGGCGCAAACCCACUUGGUGCGGCAUUUGGUGCAAGUCAAUCUACCGGAUUUGGAUCCAGUUCAAAUCAACCUACAGUAUUUGGGUCAAGUCAGCCUGCUGCAUUUGGAUCCAGUUCAAAUCAACCUGCUGGAUUUAGCUCAAGUCAACCUACAACAAGUCAGCCUACUGCAUUUGGCUCGGGCCAACCUAGCCUAUUUGGCUCGACUCAAUCUACUGGAUUUGGCUCAAAUCAACCUGCUACCUUUGGUGCAACUCAACCCACUACCUUUGGGUCAAAUCAACCUGCUACCUUUGGUUCAAGUCAACCUGCUACCUUUGCCUCAAGUCAGUCUACUGGCUUUGGCGUCGGUUUUGCAGGUCCACAAAAUAUAAAUAGCGCUGGGGAAUCUACUACGAAUUUAUAUGGUGCUUCUCAGCCACCUUUCGGGGCAUCAGCUCAGAAGACAUCAAAUGGCAAAGGAAAUACGUCUUUUUCUUUUGGAAUACCACCUAAGAACACAUCUGAUAAAAAUGAAGAAGUACCUGCUACCUCAGAACCAGGAUUGAUAAACACUAAUACUUCAAUCGUACCAGCCACACUUGAUAGCAAUAAAAGCUGAACAAUGUUAUUGUGUGGAAUGAAAUGCCCGUUUGUUUUCGCCGUACACUUAAAAAAACUGGAUUUUACAUGGUGGUUAAAGAAAAUCAAAUUUUCUUGGAAACUGUAUGUUCAAGCGUCUUUACAUUGUAUAUAUGUGUUUUUUUUUAAGUGAAUUAAAGUAUGUAUUUCAAAUAUCAUAAAUAAACAUUUUUUUAUUAA